This is a messenger RNA of Thelazia callipaeda (thelaziosis nematode), 1455 nucleotides long. The record is from the annotation of a GenBank genome assembly. Lineage: Eukaryota; Metazoa; Nematoda; Chromadorea; Rhabditida; Thelaziidae.
AUGCAUCUGAAGCUAACUUUGAGUUUGGAAUCAUCAUGGAAGGGAAGCGAAUCUGAUGCGAAACGAUUAGAAGGCAGUCUUGUACAGUUGAAAAUAUCCUGCAACAAUGCUAUUACUGAUUUUUAUUGCAUUGCAUUUCGGAUUGCCGGUGUACAUGUGAAUGUCAAUUUGGCUUAUCGACUGAGUGAUAUGCACUGGAAUCGAAUUGAACUCAUUAUUUGCUUGCUGCUCACUGCACUUCUUUUCAUCACGUCAUUUGGUGGUGCAGCUCUAUGGAAGGUGUGUUGGAAAAAUAAGAAAAGCAAACUCAUUUCAACUAUGCAAAUGCAAUUCCUCUACCAUAUGAAGCAACAGCAAGUUCAUAUGCAAGAACAAAUAGCUUCGAUAAAAGCAAAUAUUGACCGGCAGCCAUCACUGGACAGUAAAGAUGAUCAGUGUACUUCAACUGCUGGAAUACAGAAAAAAAAACUCUAUUUCAGUGCAGAUUUUUUCGAGCCAGAGUUAAUGGCUAAUCCCCCCGUGUUAGCCGUGCAAUUUAUUUACGAGUUGCGGAAAAUGAUUGAUGUAGCCAAAGAUCGAAUUCGAAUGAAACGACAUGUUCCAACGCUGAAAACAAUUUCAGAAGAUAACGAAGUCGAUGAAUACUUUGAAUUCCCUCGUAUUGAAAGUGAAACAAACAAGUGCAGUGAUGAACCUUCACCAAAAUCUCUAAAUUCUCCGGAUUCUGGUUGUGACUCUCUGAGUGACGAUGACAUUCAAAAUCAUCAAAUGCUAGCUCAAGGUCAUGAAGAAGAACAGUUUGAGGAGUCAAAACCAAUUGAAGGUGCAGAAGAAAGGUGGAACGAAAUGCGAAUAGAAAGAGUAGAAAAAGUGGACGGCAAUAAGGAACCAAAUUUUGGUCACCAACACGUCUACCAGCCAUCAUUACUUCCGACUAGAAUUCCAAUUGAUGGCACAUUAUUGCCUAGGUCGGUUACAAAAACUGCUCACGUUUCCCGUAUCCCUACAAUAGUCUCUCCUCGAAUGGUCAACUUGAUGUCACCAGCAUCUCGACCCCUUCCAAAACUUGUUUCAAUAGCUAGAGUUAAAAGAACUCAUUCUAAUCGUAAUAAUGGUACACAUACAAUGAUAGAAAAUGCCGGUUCAGCAGCACUCUCAAAAUUGCCUUAUUUAACAUUAAAGAAACGUGAACCACCAAAUUUGGAACGUAUUAUAAAUAAUGUUCCGCCUCCUCUACCUGAAAUUACACCUCCCAAUACUUCUUCCUUAACUCCUUGUCGACCAAGAUUUUAUGCUGCGAGACGACGAGCUUAUACUGUAUUUCCAAACAAUGAUUUAAUGCUUAAAAAAUCAUUAUCACGGAGAUUGAAACAACAACAACGUUGUACAGCUACAAAUGCAGUUGCUGUGCAGACAUCGUUAUCAUCACAAUCGCCAACUAACCCAAAAUCGUGA